Penicillium pulvis is the source of this 1725-nucleotide messenger RNA. RefSeq lists its product as uncharacterized. The transcript is spliced from 5 exons. Gene Ontology annotation, molecular function: FAD binding. NCBI's taxonomy places the organism in Eukaryota, Fungi, Ascomycota, Eurotiomycetes, Eurotiales, Aspergillaceae. The record is from RefSeq and is a predicted model, not a curated record. The coding region runs from base 1 to 1725 and encodes 574 amino acids.
AUGGGCUCUUCUACCUCUUAUGUUGAUCUAUUAAUCAUUGGAGCGGGGCCAGCAGGCCUCACGGCUGCAUGCUGGGCAGCGCAAUACAGAAUGUCAACUCGGAUUAUUGACCAAAAGAAAGGUCGGACGGAAACUGGCCAUGCCGAUGGGUUACAAAGUAGGUCUCUAGAGAUACUAGAGAGCUUUGGCAUCGUCGAUUCGAUAUUGAAGCAGGGAAUCCACAAUGUCGACAUGUCUCAUUGGUCAACCAAUAACGAAACGGGCAAAAUAGAGCGACGUAGGACAUACGAACAGAGCACUGAACAAAGGUCGAGAUUUGGGCAAAUACUGCUCAACCAAGGGGCCGUGGAGCAAGUUUUUCUUGACCAUCUAGAUGACAAGGACGUUCAAGUGGAGAGGCACAGUGUGGCUGAACAUUUGCAUCUCUCUCCUGCCGAUGUUGACGAAGGAGAACAGUUUCCGGUCGUUGUGGGAGUCAGGUGUGCGGGAACAUACGAAACCAUACAUGCGCGCUAUCUCAUUGCAUGCGAUGGCGCGCACAGCUGGGUCAGGGACCAGCUAGAUAUCCAGACUGAUUCAGUGUCAGAAGAUUCAUCCUGGGGUGUACUAGACAUAGUGCCCAUAACUGAUUUCCCUGAUAUCCGUCAAUCCUGCUCAAUAGACUCUCAACCUCAUGGAAGUAUCAUGACCGUACCCAGAGAGAACAGAAUAGUUCGAUUUUAUAUUCAGCUUGAAGGGGAGCUGAGAGAAAAAGUCAUACAACACCCCAGCAGUUCUCCCACAGCUAUGGUAGAAAUAGCCGAGAGCUUAAUGAAGCCGUAUAGACUGACGUAUAACCGUGUUUUUCUCACUGGCGAUGCCGCCCAUACCCACUCCCCAAAGGGAGGGCAGGGCAUGAAUGUAUCCAUUCAAGAUUCAUAUAAUCUAAUAUGGAAAUUGGGUGCAGUUAUUGCAAAUGGCGCAGACCCUUCUAUACUAGAAACAUAUGACAGUGAACGGCGUCCGGUCGCCGAAAAGCUUAUGGAUCUGGAUGAACGUCUGGUGCAAGCAUAUGAGAAAGAGGAAAACGAUACCUCAAGCGGAAUUUACGAAGUCCGCGAGAAGUAUGCUGGAUUUAUGGCCGGAGUCGACGUGACCUAUAGUCAUAGCACCUUGAUCGCCAAGACAAAGAAAGGCGAUGAUUUAGACGUUGCUAGGAACAUCGAGCUUGGCAUGCGUUUACCGUCUUUCCUCGUCGUUCAAAUGUGCGAUGGAGUGCCUUUGCAUCUGGCACAGAAGCUGACGAGUGACGGAUGGUGGAGAAUUCUGGUGUUUCCGGGUGAUCUACGCCAGCCCGCGAGGAUGAAAGCUUUGACCGAUUUUGCGGACUACUUCAGCGAACACUCUCACCUCACCCACCUACAACGCAUACAAAGUCCGGAAUGGAGCUGCCCUAACGUGGAAUUGCUUCUCAUACAGUCAUGCCCUAGGGGCGCAGUCAAUCUGCUUGAUCUUCCAGAACUGUUCCACCCGUUUGAUGAUGUAAUGGGUUGGGAUUACUGGAAAACGUUUGCUGAUGAUCAGGACCAAGCUUACAAUGGAUACGGCAUUGAUAAGGGCGGCUCAGGAUGUCUCGUACUGUGUCGGCCGGAUCAGCACGUCGCAUGGAUAGGCAGUAUGGAGGACACGGCUGGUUUGGAUCAAUACUUCUCAAGGUUGUUCCCGUCGAGAGAGAGAAAGCGAUAA